This is a messenger RNA of Sclerotinia borealis F-4128, 831 nucleotides long. The record is from the annotation of a GenBank genome assembly. NCBI's taxonomy places the organism in Eukaryota, Fungi, Ascomycota, Leotiomycetes, Helotiales, Sclerotiniaceae.
AUGUUUACAUCUCGCUUAUCUCCUCAACUUGACGAAGGUGCUGCUAUGGAUGUCGAUGGUACUUCCGUUGCUCCGCCCAACUCUCCUCAUGAGACCACAGGAAUGUAUUUAGAUUCUGUUCCCACCGCUCCAUCUGGCUCUCAUUUUGAGACUCCAGGAAUGGAUUUGGACACUGUCCCCGUGGCUCCGCCCAGCUUUCUUCUUAAUCAUCCUACCACCAGUGAAAGCCUGAGUCCUUCUGGCACUACUCCCAAGGUCUCCAAUCCACGAUAUGAGACUUGCGUUCAGCGCUUGCUGAGGGAGGCACGCGCCCGGGAAGAAAAGGAAAUGGGAAAUAGUGGGUCUUUAGGUUUUCGUCGGAAGCUUGGACACAGUGCAGUCCCCCGUGCAGCCCCAUCAGCUCAGCACCUAGAAAUUCGGACCCAACAACGUGCACAAGUGAGAGAGCGCAUGCGGUUGAUGCGAUCAUUAGAAUUUCGCUCGUCAUCACCGACACAGAGAGCCGAAAUGUUAGGUAUUCAAAAGAAAACUAGCGAGCAAGCCAACAAGCAAUUAAAACGCCUCCUUCCUGCCGACCAACCAUACCAAAUUUCAAGUAGCGACGUCGCAUUAAUGGAGGCCGGAGAAUUGGAAAUAUUGAAAGAUCUGAAUCGUGAAGCUAGACGUUUCACCCUCUGUCUGAUAGAAUCCACGCGGAGAGAUGAGGAAAUACGCUCCGCAAUGUUCAGUGGUGCGCUCAGAGCGGGAGAUAAGAAAAUUGCGGCCCUUAGAGCGAAAGUCGAGAAGCGCCUAGAGAAUUCCUUCGCGGCCCUUGAUGUCAAAGAUGAUUAA